Molecule: messenger RNA, 2456 nt
Organism: Andrographis paniculata
Lineage: Eukaryota; Viridiplantae; Streptophyta; Magnoliopsida; Lamiales; Acanthaceae
Product: cleavage and polyadenylation specificity factor subunit 3-I
Exons: 5
Coding region: 224-2296 (690 amino acids)
Biological process (GO): mRNA 3'-end processing by stem-loop binding and cleavage
Cellular component (GO): mRNA cleavage and polyadenylation specificity factor complex
Molecular function (GO): 5'-3' exonuclease activity; RNA endonuclease activity; RNA binding
Source: RefSeq, a predicted model, not a curated record
AUGUUUCGGUCACAGCAGAGUCACUCUGUACCGUCAGACCUGAAAAAACCCUAGUCUCGUGUUCAAUGUCUUCUUCUCCCACCAAUCACCACCAGGCAGCCACCCCCACCCAUUUUGCUUCUCCACGAGGGAUUUGAUUUCACUAACCUCCAUUCUCAUCUUGAUAAAUUAAUUGCAAGAGGAAGAAGAAGUUUUUGGUGCGAGAUCUACAUCCUCAAGUGGGAUGAGUAUGGCUUCUACAUUGAAGAGAGCUUCUUCGACGACGAGUGAAGGGGAUGAGCUUAUUAUUACACCUCUUGGGGCGGGAAAUGAAGUCGGCCGCUCUUGCGUUCACAUGUCUUACAAGGGCAAAACUGUUUUGUUUGACUGCGGCAUUCAUCCAGCUUUCUCGGGCAUGGCUGCGCUGCCUUACUUUGAUGAAAUUGAUCCUUCAACAAUCGAUGUUCUUCUCGUUACUCACUUUCACUUGGACCAUGCUGCGUCGCUUCCUUAUUUUCUGGAGAAGACUACAUUCAGGGGAAAGGUUUAUAUGACUCAUGCUACUAAAGCCAUUUAUAAGUUGCUUCUCUCUGAUUAUGUUAAAGUUAGCAAGGUCUCAGUUGACGAUAUGCUAUAUGAUGAACAAGACAUACUUCGCUCCAUGGACAAAAUUGAGGUUAUUGAUUUCCAUCAAACUCUGGAGGUCAAUGGUGUCCGGUUCUGGUGUUAUACUGCUGGGCAUGUGCUUGGUGCUGCUAUGUUUAUGGUUGACAUAGCCGGUGUCCGGGUCCUCUAUACCGGAGAUUAUUCACGCGAAGAGGACCGACAUCUUCGUGCUGCUGAGCUCCCCCAAUUCUCCCCUGAUAUUUGCAUUAUCGAAUCAACCUAUGGUGUUCAAAUCCAUCAACCACGUCACAUAAGAGAGAAGCUAUUUACGGAUGUUAUCCACUCUACUGUUGCCCAAGGCGGUCGUGUUCUGAUUCCUGCUUUUGCCCUUGGUCGAGCACAGGAAUUACUCUUGAUAUUGGAUGAGUUCUGGUCAAGCCAUCCUGAUCUCCACAACGUGCCAAUUUAUUACGCCUCCCCCCUCGCGAAAAGGUGCAUGGCAGUUUACCAAACUUAUAUUAACUCCAUGAACGAGAGAAUCCGGAAUCAGUUCGCCAAUUCAAAUCCUUUUGAUUUCAAGCACAUCUCCCCUCUGAAGAGUCUUGAUGAUUUCCGCGAUGUCGGCCCGGCAGUUGUAAUGGCAAGCCCUGGCGGGCUUCAAAGUGGAUUGUCAAGACAGCUGUUUGACAAGUGGUGCUCGGACAAGAAAAAUGCUUGCGUUAUUCCCGGUUAUGUAGUGGAAGGGACGUUGGCCAAGACGAUUAUUAAUGAACCCAAAGAAGUCACUCUAGCAAGUGGUUUGGCGGCUCCUCUCAACAUGCGGGUACACUAUAUUUCCUUCUCUGCUCACGCCGAUUAUAGCCAGACGAGCACUUUCCUGAAAGAGCUUAUGCCUCCUAAUAUCAUAUUGGUUCAUGGUGAAGCGAAUGAGAUGGGAAGGCUCAAGCAGAAGCUUCUUUCCGUCUUUGCCGAUGGAAACACAAAGAUUAUAACCCCGAAGAAUUGCCAGUCUGUUGAAAUGCACUUCAACUCUCAAAAAAUGGCGAAAGCGAUCGGAAAAUUGGCAGAAAAGACGCCUGCUGUUGGCGAAACCGUCAGCGGUUUGCUUGUCAAGAAAGGCUUCACCUAUCAGAUAAUGGCUCCCGAGGAUCUUCACAUCUUCUCCCAACUCUCCACCGGAAAUAUCAUCCAGAGAAUCACGAUCCAAUACUCAGGUGCCUUUGCGGUUAUCAAACACAGGCUAAAGCAGAUAUACGAAAGCGUGGAAUCCUCAACAGACGACGAAUCUGGAGUACCAACACUGAAAGUUCAUGACCGGGUGACAGUGAAGCAGGAUUCGGAUAAUCACGUGUCCCUACACUGGUCAGCUGAUCCUAUCAGCGACAUGGUCUCCGACUCAGUCGUGGCGCUAAUUCUAAAUGCCAGUAGAGAUUUGCCAAAAGUUGUUGUCGAAUCCGAACACGAAAACACUGACGAAGAAGAAUCCAAAAAGGCUGACAAGAUCAUACACGCACUUCUCGUGUCUCUGUUUGGAGAAGUGAAAUAUGACGAGGAGGGUAAGCUGCUGAUCAACGUCGACGGUAGCUUGGCGCAUCUAAAUAAGCAAACGGGCGAGGUUGAAAGCGAGAAUGAAGGUCUAAAAGAACGAGUGAGGACAGCUUUUCAAAGAAUCAAAAGCGUCGUGAAGCCAAUACCGCUGCAGGGAUCUUAAGAGUACGUUUCCUCCCCUCAAAAUUCUUCGAAUAUAAAUACAUAGUCGUAACUAACCUUUGUGUGCAACAUGCUCUGCUCGCACGUACUGUUAAAAUGCUACCGACUAAAAUGCAGCUUGUUACUAAUUCAAUAGUUUUAAACUGAAUUGCGUUCUUCCA